AUGACCGAACAAAAGACCAUCGCCCUCAUCGGCUCCACAGGCUUCCUAGGUCCCUACAUCACCGCGUCUCUCCUCCAAAAACAUCCCCACACCACCAUCCUCUGCCUAAACCGCAGUAAAGACGCAGAACAACGCACCACCUCGUCUCUCACCCACACCAGCAACGAAGACCUCACCCGCCUCACCUUCAUAACAACCGACAUCACACGCCCCAACCUCGGCCUAUCCCCCACCCAAUACCCCCACUUCACAACCAGCGUCUCAGAAGUCAUCUUCAAUGCGUGGAACGCAAAUUGGGCAACGCCACUCAUCGGUUACUUACCCCUUCUGAACGCUGUUCAGCAUGUUAUCACCACAUGUAUCGCCAGCCCCCUAAACCCGCGAGUCGUCUUCAUGUCGUCGAAUACCUCGAUAAUGAACCACCCAACCCAACACCCUUCCACGCCGCUCAUCCCUGAGCAACCCGCCUGGGACUUUGCCAGUGCAGCGAACACGGGUUAUGGCCAGAGUAAAUGUCUCGCGGAGCAGCUUCUCGCGCGUGCAGGUCAACAGCACGGGUUACGCGUGGCCAUCGUACGCGCGGGCCAGAUCGGAGGCGCAUCGUCCGCCAUACUCAAUGCGCCGCAGUGGCCGAUCCAGGGCUGGUUGUACGUCAUAUUCAAGACAAGUCAGAAACUGGGGUAUUGGCCCGUGAGGAUGAAUGCUGUGGAUUGGAUUCCUGUUGACACCCUUGCGGAAGGCAUCGCCAAUAUCACGUUAUCCCAACAAAGCACAUCUGCAGACAAUGUUAAAGUAUACAACAUGAUGCACCCCCGCCCUGCGCCUUGGGCGCUGCUGCAGAAGGUGUUGGUUGGGCGGUUUGGACUCGAGGUAAGGGAGUGUAGCUUGCCGCAGUGGUUGGGUAUGCUGGACCCGCAGAAGUUCAAGAUGCAUGCGUUUUUGAUGGAGGCGGGGGAGGGGAGGGAGGGCGAGGCCAUGGUUUUUAGGAAUGAGAAUGCGAGGGAGAUGUUGCCGGAGGUUGAAGAUGUUACGGAGGAGUUGGUGGAGAGGUGGUUGAGGGGGUGGGGUUUGAAGCUGGGGGAGGUGAGGGCGAGGCUGUGA
Molecule: messenger RNA, 1101 nt
Organism: Alternaria infectoria
Lineage: Eukaryota; Fungi; Ascomycota; Dothideomycetes; Pleosporales; Pleosporaceae
Exons: 1
Coding region: 1-1101 (366 amino acids)
Source: RefSeq, a predicted model, not a curated record